Molecule: messenger RNA, 2388 nt
Organism: Diversispora eburnea
Lineage: Eukaryota; Fungi; Glomeromycota; Glomeromycetes; Diversisporales; Diversisporaceae
Source: the annotation of a GenBank genome assembly
AUGAUUACUGCGGUAUCUUCGUCACAGGCAUCUUUGGCACUCACAUCUCACUCGGAUUUUGCCAUAACUGUUACAAACAUUGCAGCUGCUACGAAAGUUGGUUUAGAUUUAUUUAAUGUAAUAUCUAAAGUUUCUUUGGAAACUGCCAAAUUUUCAACGAAAGCUGGUUUGGAUAUUGCUCGAACCGUUACUGGUGUAUUAUCCGAAAGAAUGAUACAAGCAACUUCUUUAGAAGGUGUCGGUGGAAGAGUAAUUGGGGCAUCUACAAAUUUAUUACAUCGUACUUUAUCUUUAACUGAACAAAUUGCUCUAACAGGAAUAGAAUUGACUUCUGGAACUGUACAAUUUGCUUUGGGAACUGUUACUGAAAGUAUGACAUUAAUUGAUACUCUAUUUGGAACUAGUGAUACUGCUAAAGCUUUAGCUGAAUUUGUUCAAUUGGUUAAACUAAUUAAAUCAUUAACUGCUUGGGCUGCUCUUCAAUAUGUUACAGGUGAUAAAUGGGAAAGGGAAUUAGGUAGUUGGAAAAAAGUAAAAUUAGUUGAUUUUUGGGAUUUAUGUUAUGAUUGGAAUAUUUUAGUAGGUGAAUUAACUCCACGUGAUGAAGUAUCAGAUUAUCUAUCAUCAAAAACGGACAAUGAUCAUGUGAAACGAUUAAGUGAUCUUUUCAUAGAAACCACCAAAAAAUAUAGUAAUCCAUAUUUAGAAGAAUUUAAAAAUCAAAGUGAAGAUGAAAGAUUAUUCUCUCUUUUACAUAAUCUUAAACGAUAUUCAAAAUUUUCAUCAUCUGCUUAUGAUUUUAAAACAGUUAUAAAAAGUCAUAUCCCAUUUCCUGCUCCUCUUUGGAGACAAAAAGGUACAUUACAUAGAUUUGCAUUUGCCAGUUCAACGGAUUUAUCAUUAGAUUCAAUUGUAGAUUCAUCACAUCAAAAAGUAACUAAUGGAUAUAGUUAUCAACCAACAUAUUUUUUAAUUCGAGAUCACGCCACCAAAUCAAUUAUUCUUGCUUUACGAGGGACAAUGUCAAUUCAUGAUUUAAUUGUAGAUUUAACUUGUGAACAUGAAGAUUUUCAAUUUCCCGAAGAUAUUCAACGAGGUGAUUACACUAAACAUCAAGUACAUAAAGGAAUAUUUAAAGUAGCGAAAUCAAUGGCUACACCAGGACAAUCUGGAGUAUUUGAAGCACUUAAACGAGAAAUGGAAGCAAAUGAUGGAUAUGGAUUAGUAUUAGUAGGACAUUCUUUGGGUGCCGGUGUCGCAAGUUGUUUAGCUCUUUUACUUGCUUCACCUUCAACUUGUAUGACCACACGAUGGAGUCGUUUACCUUUAGGUCGAAGGGUACACGCGUACGCAUUUGCGACACCGUGUGUGAUGUCAGCGGAACUUUCAAAACGAGCUAAAACUUUAGUAACAUCGGUAUGUCAUGCCGAUGAUUUAAUUUGUAGAUUAAGUUUAGGUCACGUAUUAGAUUUACGAAAUAUGGUAAGAUAUUUUGGUAGAAUGGGAAUGGAAGGUGGUGAAGAUAUUGCCAAUAAGAUUAUAAAAAAAGUAAUAGAUUAUCAAUCAAGAUGUUUUAGUAAUGAUGAAAAAGGUCAAACAUCAAAAGCCGAAUAUGAAUCAUGGUUUUGGAAAAUGAGACAAGACAUUAAUUCACAAAUGAAUAAUCCAAAACUUUACCCACCCGGAAAAGUUUAUUGGAUUGAUCGCGAAAACCAGCUUGGUGUAGAGCUUACUGUUGAAGAACGUAACCUUCUUUCAGUGGCUUACAAGAAUGUUAUCGGUGCUCGUCGUGCAUCUUGGCGAAUUAUUUCAUCCAUUGAACAAAAGGAAGAAAAUAAAGGGAAUGAAACCCAAGUUUCGAAGAUUAAGGCUUAUCGUCAAAAGGUGGAAGCCGAACUUUCUGAAGUCUGCUCGGAUAUCCUUGCUGUGCUAGACGGACAUUUAAUUCCGUCUGCUGAAGCCGGUGAAUCCAAAGUAUUUUAUUACAAGAUGAAGGGAGACUAUCAUCGAUAUCUCGCUGAAUUUGCAUCUGGAGAGAGACGAAAAGAAGCCGCAACUCAAGCUCACGAAGCCUAUAAACAUGCAACCGACAUUGCCCAGACUGACUUGGCUCCAACCCAUCCAAUUCGUCUCGGACUUGCUCUAAACUUUUCGGUGUUCUAUUACGAAAUUCUCAAUUCGCCUGAUCGUGCAUGUCAUCUUGCCAAGCAAGCAUUUGAUGAUGCUAUUGCUGAACUUGAUACCCUAAGUGAAGAAUCAUACAAGGAUAGUACAUUGAUUAUGCAGUUGUUGAGAGAUAAUCUAACUCUCUGGACUUCCGAUCUGGCAGAAGAUGCAGAGAAACCAGAAGAAUCUAAACCAGAAGUCGAAGCUGAAGAAGCCAAGUAA